AUGGGGACACGCUGGUGCAUCACCUUCGCUUGUUUGGUUUGUGUGGGAUGGGUCAGUGUGCAUAGUGCUGUGAUUUUGCCGAAAAUCCCGGAUGUCUUGAAUCCACCCGUACCGGAUGGUAUAGAUAUUGUGCAACAGUCUGCCUUUCUCGAGAGCACCGACCAGGACCCGGAAGUAACGCCGGGGCUAUUCCAGGGUGACAUGGCAAUGGAUAACCGUCUGUACCGUUACUGGCGCGUAGGGCUGAACUGGGACGUAUUUCCGGAACGCGUCUGGCCGAACGGUACGGUGCCGUACGCGAUCAGCCCGCUGUACGAUGUGGAUGAUCAGGUGACGAUACUGCAGGCAAUACGCACAUUGAACUUUAUGACAUGCGUUAACUUCGUGCCGUGGAAUGGGAAAGACAAAGACUUUCUACUGAUCUGGCCGAUCAAGUACCCGAAGGGUUGCUGGAGCUAUGUGGGCAAGAUCGGCGGUACGCAGAUUGUGUCACUACAGCCGCCGGACGAUCGCAGCCCGAACUGUCUGGGUAAUGAGGGGCGGGCCAUACACGAGCUGAUGCACGCACUCGGCCUAUUCCACGAGCAGUCACGUGCCGAUCGGGAUCGGUUUGUGAAAAUCAUCUGGGACAACAUAAUACCCGCGUUCAAGUCAAAUUUUGAGAAACAAUCGUUGAAAAACACCACGUACAGCUUCGAGUACGAUUAUAACAGCAUUAUGCAUUAUGGGAAAAAUUAUUUCAGCAUUGGCAAGGGCAAACCUACGAUCGAAACAAAGAUGCCGGGCAUCAAGCUUGGCCAGCGACAGGCUCUCAGCAAGACGGAUUGCUUGAAGAUCAACGAUCUCUACCGGUGCUUGGAUAAUCCCAAAAUUAGCAAAAAGUACUACAACCUAUGUAAGACCCUCGGCAUCUAA
Molecule: messenger RNA, 915 nt
Organism: Anopheles moucheti
Lineage: Eukaryota; Metazoa; Arthropoda; Insecta; Diptera; Culicidae
Product: hatching enzyme 1.2-like
Exons: 2
Coding region: 1-915 (304 amino acids)
Biological process (GO): proteolysis
Molecular function (GO): metalloendopeptidase activity; zinc ion binding
Source: RefSeq, a predicted model, not a curated record